Lepisosteus oculatus (spotted gar) is the source of this 6228-nucleotide messenger RNA. It is a transcript of the gene exoc3l4, whose product is annotated as exocyst complex component 3-like 4. Gene Ontology annotation, biological process: exocyst localization; exocytosis. The record is from RefSeq and is a predicted model, not a curated record. Gene Ontology annotation, molecular function: SNARE binding. Lineage: Eukaryota; Metazoa; Chordata; Actinopteri; Semionotiformes; Lepisosteidae. Gene Ontology annotation, cellular component: exocyst.
UUGGUUACAGUUGCUCAAUCAAAAGUUAGCCUUGCCGGUAAUGACAUCUUUCUAAAAUCCUGAAUGCAAAAAUAGUUAGAUGGAUAGCAAUAGGGAUGUUUGGCUCUCCAGCAAAGGUAAUUAACCUUUCCAUCCUUUUUUAAGAUACUGUCAUGUCUCUUCUGAGAUCCUGCCUGCUUUCUUCUGUACGUUAUCUUUUACAUUGAUGUCCUAUUACUUUCAUUUUCUAAAGUGCUCGUCUCCUCUGCAGACCUUCAAAGGCUGAGAACUGUAGAGUAUAUUAGUGUCUAAACACAGACACACCCUGCUGGAGGUCAUAAACAGAAAUGCCAUGUUUUCAGUAAACGGGAACACGAUUUCUUUCCAUCUGCUGACACACGUAAGACUUGGAGAGCCACAGGACGGGUUUUUCCUCAUUUGCCUGUCCCUGCCAGCUUUGCUGAUCUUUCACGUUCUGAGAGCUUCUCCCUCCGGUCGCUCUUUUCUCCUUCACCACCCCGUCUCCCUGCCCACAGGAAGAGCCGCUGGCAGCUGAAUGGCCGAAGGCGAACAGGGGCAGGUGGAGGUGACUGAGGAGCCGGGGUCAGAGGUCAGAGAGCCCCCCGACCCGGGCAAGGGGGCAAGUGGCGUCUCGCACACUGACGGGCUGGAGACGAAGGACAAGAAACAGAGGCCCCUGGGGAGGAUCGGGACCCUCAGGGAAAGCUUCAAGGCGGUCUUGCCCAGUGCCCUGAUUCAAUACAGGAAAAAGCUGCAGGAUGGAGGAGAUGUGGAACUGAGAAAGUUCAGCAGAGCAGAGACAGGAAAUGGACAUGGAAACGAGCUGCUAUCCCCCUCCUCUCCAGGUCAGAGUUCAGAAGGCAGGAGCCCGAAGGCCACCACUCCCUUCAAAAGGUCCAGCAAGGGCUGGUCCAGUCUGAGGGUGACCUCCAAGAGCGAAAGAUACAGUCGAUCAAGCUCUGAGGAAAAUGUCUACUCUGAGCCACAGCUCAGAUCAGAGCCAGCGAGUCCAGGCUGUGAAGACACAGGGAAGAGCCCCCCUCAUUCUCCACCGAAGAAGGGAGGUUUCAAUUUAUCAAGUUUGCUGAAGACUCCAAAGAAAUUCUCACCUCUCCCUCUGGGGAACGUCGAAGAAGCAGCGAGUGAGGAAAAUAAGGAGGAACCCAAACAGCGUGAAAUCCCAAGUCCUCCUCUGUCAGUCAUGCAGAUCAGCAACCUGAUUGACAAGGGGGUGUUGGAGGAAGCUCAUCUGAACCUGCUGUCCUUGCGGAUGGAGCUGGAAGGGGAGAGGGCUGGAGGACAGGUGGGGGAGGUGGAUCUGUACAGGAAGGAGAAGGACCUGCACCUGCUGUACUCCUCGCUGAGGGACAAGGUGAAGAGCAUCGUCAGAGACUCCUCCAGCCUCCUCUCCAGCAGCCAGGACCUGCUGCCCGCCGCGCUCCGAAUCAUCGAGGAGGAGGAGGGCCGCGGGGAGGGCGAGCCCGGCUCCUCCGAGCCCGAGACGUGGAGGGCGCUGUGGAGGUGCAGCGUGCGGGAGGGGGUGCAGGCCAGCAUCGACAGCGUGCAUCUGGACUCCAAGGUGCAGAACCCCUCCUGGCUCAGUGUGCAUCUGGGGCUCCUGGGAGCCGCUGUCCUGAACAACCUGCAAAAUGUGAAGAACAACUUACAGCCCUGCUACCCCCCGGAGGGCUUCUGCGUCUUCGAAACCUACGUGGACUGUUACCAUCAGGCUGUUUCUGAGCACCUCCAAAAAAUCAAGCAGCAAGUACUCGAGGUAAAAGAAUGCUAUGCCUUGCUACACUGGAUCAGCAAGGACUACCCUGGUGAGAAGGUGAUGGGCAGCCCCAGCCUCCAGCCCGAGAUGAGCACAGAGAACAUUGUCCUCCCGCUGGAGGAAAAUGAGUUGGAUCGGAUCCGGAGCAACUAUUGCAACGCUUUACAGGUCGAGUUAAGAAAUACCUUGAAAAAUCUGAUGAAAUUAGAGGCUGAGGAGAUGUGGCAAAAUGGAAAAGAGCCUGAGAUUUUAAACGAUUUCUAUCACUCGGAAAUGCAGAUAGAUAUCUGUAAGGUAAUCAAUGCAUGUGUGACGAAUUCAGGAGAAAUAAGUAAAGAAGUAGAGAAGACUGUUGUCAACACCUGUGCAGAAGAACUGACGCAUUUUUCCCAACAAUUUCAAUCUGCAUUCAAGCAGUGGAGACAGUCUCUGGCGAACCCUUCCCAGUAUUUGAUUAUGUACAUCAACAGCUUCACGGACAUAAAAGAGCACAUGGAGACAUACAAGGAAACCAGCCCAGCCGCAGUAGAGGAAUUAGUAAAGGACACAGAUACCACGAUAGAAAGCUUUGGCCAGUCUCUAUUGGAACAUCUCAAGGGGGAGACAGAGCUCCACUUUAGGAAACUAAUGACAAAGAAGUGGCUGUCCAGCAGCGACGAUUUCCAGAAGAUAGUGGAAAGAAUUGAGGAUCUCUCUCAGCACUGUCGCAGGAUGAAAAAGCCGUACCUUCAGAGUUUUGUGAAUGAUGUCCACUACCACAUGACAAAAGCGUACGUAGCGCAGGUCUUGAAGAAUGAGUAUUCCUGCAAGAACAGAAGGCACGAAAAGGCAGCAGAGAAGAUGAGGGGGGAGUGGGAGGAGCUGCAGAAGGAGUUUGAUAACUUGGGAACGACUUGUGAUUGGCUCCGCCCACUGGGCCAACACCUUUGUGACAUCAUUGGGAUGAAGAAUAAGAGUGACAUCAAGGACCGCUUGGAACUGCUGGUCACAGACUAUCCUGACGUCAGCAGGAAACACGUCUCUGCCAUUCUUUUCUUCCGGGGGCUGACGGGAGGGCAGGAGAGGCAGGCCAUUCUGCAGCGCCUGGAAGAGCUGAAGCACACUACGGGUCUUCCUCAAACUCGUUCCUCUCGUGUCUCCUCAGCGCCCGUGUUGAGCUUCGAGGAGAACCUCGCGCAGUCGCGGUUGGCGGAAGCCGGCCUGCAGCUGGUGGCCCGGGAGGAGCAGCUGUGCGGGCAGGGGGACGAGGCGGCGAGGGAGAGGCUGGGGCAGGACUACGAGAGGCUGCGCCUUCAGAUGUGGGAGGUGGUGAUGGCGUCGCUCAGCCUCGGGGACGGGGAGCUCGAGAGGCUGAGGUCGGCGGUCGAGGCCAUCGCGCACCAGGAGGAGCAGGACAGGCGGUGGAAGGAGGAGAGUCAGAGAGAGGCGCCGAGCUGGAGGCCGCUGCGGUGCCGCAGCACGCACGACCGCCAGCUGUGGCAGAUAGUGGAGAGCCGGAUGGACAGUACGGAGGAGGUGAACGGGGCGGCUAACCUGUCCUCCUCUGUGAAGAAGGAGGUCUUCAGGCUGGGCAAGCGCCUGAAGGACGACCUGCUGACGGUGGCGCGUCGCGUGAAGGGCUGCUACCCCCAGGAGUUCGACAUCUGCAACACUUACGCAAGGUUAUACCAUGCAGCCUUCUCCAUCCAGAUGAGGAACCUGACGGAGUUCACGCUGGACCACGAGGACUGCAGCUACCUCCUGUGCUGGAUCCACAAUUACUAUCCCAACAAUGUGCUCAAGAACAAAGAGCUCCAGGCUGAUAUCAACACUGUGAACCUGGAAGCUCUUCUUCCUAAGGAGACAUUAACACAACUGGAAGAGCAGUAUUUUGCUUACAAACAGAGUCAGAUCAGCAAAUGGACUUUGAAGGCUCUGCAGACCGAGGAGGAGAAGUGGAUGAAAGGAGUGACUCCUGAGCUGACAGAUGGGCAUUACUUCAGCGAAUUACCCAUUGACAUAAUCCAGCUUAUAGAUGGAAGCGCGAAGGAGGCCAAGGAGAUUUCCGAUGAAAUAUUUGCGGCCCUGAAGAGCAUGCUCAUGACUGAGCUGGAGAGCUUCUUCAUGAGCUAUAAGAAAUAUUUAGAAGACGUUAUGAAAGGAAAACAGGAUAAUUCGAAGUUUGUAAAGGCUAACCUGUUGAGCAUUAAACAGUUCAGGGAAUAUGUUGCUAAAAACAGUGAAUUCUUUAAAGAUGGAAGUGAAGAAAGGUGCAUUUUGACACUGAAGCACCUGGAGGACAGUGGAUAUAGAUACCUAAUCGGCAUCAUGCAAAACUCUAUCAAGAGUCUGCACCGGGACGUGGGUACCACGGCCUGGCUCAGCUGCAGCAAGCAGGUGAUGGACAGUCUGCUGCACAAGGUGGAGGAGCUCCUGCAAGGGCACAAGGACAUGUCCCCCGAGACCUUUCAGGAGCUGGUGGGCCGGCUGCACAUGGCGUUGAUCGUGGAGUACUGCAGGAGGCUCAUGAAGCAUAAGCUGAAGCUGCGUGACGAGGCGCAGCAGAGGACCGCGGCCGAUCGGAUCUGCACCGACUCCAGGAAGCUGCAGUGCCUCUUCAAGGAAUACGGGUCAAAAGAUGAAUGGCUCAACGAGGUUCUGGGCAGAAUCGCGGAAGUCAUCAAGCUUCAGGACUUGAGCACAAUUCAGCUGGAGAUCGCCACCCUGGCCAGGGAUUACCCAGACAUCAGUGAGCGCCACGUGGCUGCUUUGCUGUACCUGAAGGCCAACCUCUGCAACAGAGACAUCAAGACCAUCAAGAGCAGCCUGACAGAGACCAAGCACGCCAUCUGCAGCAGCGAGUCCAAGCCUUUCUUUUCCAAAGUAGUGUUAAAAAAACUGUUAUGAGCUCCACUGGGGGCCGGUGUCUUUCAUAUGGAGCCUGCAUGAGUCGCUGUGCUCUACACCACGGCCCAGGGCCUGUAAGAGACCAGGACAGCCCCUGUCUCUGGCUCUGUGCACUGCAUGUGUCCGCACAGAUUUCGGUUCUGAAACCACACUCGGCUGAACAGGCUGUUAACUCACAUGCUUCUCAUGCCUUGGACAAACCUCGAUCCCUUGAACAUUCUCACAGCUAACUUUCCCUGUGGCACUGUUACAAACUGGUCCUUUUUAGCUUUGGUUCAUUGUUAUCAUCACAGAGUUUUGGAAUAGCUGAGCAUUGGAAAUAAUAAUCAAUUAAAUAGUAAUAAGAAAGCAAAAACCUACGCAUGUGUCGGCGAUAAACAACUAUUAAACCCGUGAACUCGAAAAGAGACGUCACCAAUAACACAAGCUUUAAUGCAAUCCACUUUAGUUCACACCUGAAGAAGGCUCCACAGCGGAAACAUUGUGUUUCCUCUCUUCUGUUUUUAGUAUGGAAUAAACCUAUUACUUGUUCCUUUGCAGCCUACGCAUACGGACGCAGCUACCCACCUGAACCACUUUAGUCCAAUGCUACUUCUGUGUGUUUAGUGGCAGCCAGUACAGAAAACGCUUGUUACAGACAUUCUGUUUCUAGGUAGGAGUAAAUGUUACCGUAUUUUACAGUGAUAUCUAGUUUCCAAGCAUGUGAUAUUGAGCAGAGAACUUGGGGAACUCUGUGUGCACAAACCUUCCUGCUUCUGCUUGAGAAUGUAAGUGUUAAGCUGGAUUCAGCACUUUCUAUUCUGUGGUAGUGGUAUUCAGAUGGGGUUGAGCAAGUCUGCUGUCAACGCCCUUGAAAACCAAACUAGAUUCCUAGUUUUUUUUAAGUAUGUUAUUUUCAGUUAAAAUGCUUUUUGAAUCUGAAUAUGUCUGUGAACCUUUGUGUGAUUCAAUAGUUCUUGAGUGUUGUUUAUGUAUAUUUGUAAUGACAAUGUACAGUGGACUGUAUGUAAUGUGUAGUGGACUUAAUCCCGGUUAAGACUGUGGUGAGCAGGCACUGCUUUACACAAAGGGUGGUGGGUGUCUUGAACUUGGGUCAUAUUGUCGAUUUCUUGAGAAACCUUCAAGAAAUGUCUGGAUGUGGACCUUGGAUCAAAAACUUACUCACCGGCCAAGCAAGGAGUAGAUCACGUCGGCUGCUCUUGUUUGCAAAGCCAGCAGCCAUAUCUCCAUCAUAGUCCCCAUUUACCUGUAAAGGGCUUUGAGCGGAGUGUCCAGAAAAGUGCUGUAUAUACAGUAUGUAAGAAAUUAUUAAAUAUCAUUAUUAUGAUAAUUACCUUAGCACACUUGUACUGUUUCUCAGAUGGGAAAGGCUUUACAUGAUUUCAAAGACAAGACUCUCCCUGGACCACUGCCUGUGCAGACGUUUUUGUUACUGUUACCAGUUCUAAAGCAAUGUAAGCAACGAUGUGCUCUGUUGUUACUGAAGAUGUGCAGUGUUAUACGACAUGUACUGUAUAUAUUUUAUUUAUGUCCAUCUUUUUUAUUAUCAAAUAAACAGUUUAAAUGUC